This is a messenger RNA of Auxenochlorella protothecoides, 1248 nucleotides long. RefSeq names its product Serine/threonine-protein kinase SAPK1. The record is from RefSeq and is a predicted model, not a curated record. The transcript is spliced from 7 exons. Gene Ontology annotation, biological process: protein phosphorylation. Bases 1 to 1248 code for a protein of 415 amino acids. Gene Ontology annotation, molecular function: protein kinase activity; ATP binding. NCBI's taxonomy places the organism in Eukaryota, Viridiplantae, Chlorophyta, Trebouxiophyceae, Chlorellales, Chlorellaceae.
AUGUCGACGAUUCUGCGCCAGUGGUGGCAGAACAAGACCAUGGAGCUGACCCCCAGCAGCCCCGGGACCUCGACCUCCGGCCCCCCCACCCCCCCUCCCCUCGAGUACAUUCCCCCCAUCCCCGGCCUCCUCCACUACCGCCAGAUGGGCGGGCUGGGCACGGGGGCCUUCGGCCGUGUGAUCCUGGCGCGGGACACGCGCGACAACGCGCUGGUGGCCAUCAAGCUCCUCCCCCGCGGCGACUUCAUCGCCACCUUCAAGACCUACGUCAUGCGGGAGAUCAUGCACCAGGGCUCGCUCUGGCACCCCCAUGUCGUCGCGCUGCGGGAGGUGUUCACCACGCCGCAGUACCUGGCCAUCGCCAUGGAGUACGCGGCGGGGGGGGACCUCUUCCGCCACCUGCGCCACGAGCGCCCCGCCCAGCGCCUGCCCGAGGCAGAGGCGCGCCGCGUCUUCCAGCAGCUCGUCAUCGGCCUGGACUACUGCCACACCAGGGGCGUCGCAAACAGGGACCUGAAAUUGGAGAACCUGCUCCUGUCCACGCCCUAUGGGAACGGGGCGGCACCCAGCCUGAAGAUCUGUGAUUUUGGGUACUCCAAGCAUGAGCUGAACUCCAGUGCCAAGACCGGGGUGGGGACGCCCAUCUACAUGGCACCCGAGGUCAUCUACGGCGGCAGCAAGUACAAUGCCAAGCUGGCGGAUCUCUGGUCUGUGGGUGUCAUCCUGUAUACGAUGCUUUUCGGGCAGUAUCCCUUUGCCGCGGCGCAGCCCAACGACUGCGAGUAUGCGCGCAAGAUCAUCAAGGCAGAGUACGAUGUGCCGCCGAGCGUCCCUGCCUCGGCGGACGUCCUGGAUCUCCUGGCGCGGCUGCUGGUGGCGGACCCGCGGCAGCGCAUCCCCAUCGCCGAGAUCAUGCAGCACCCCUGGUUCCUCCGCGACCUCCCCCUCGGGGCGGCCGACAUGAACAGGUUCUAUCUGGACCGCGCUCCCGUCCUCCACCCGCUCGAAAAGGACAUCGAGCAGAUGGUGGACGUGGCCUCCGGCCCCGUGUCGGCGCAGGAGGCCCCGCUGGCCUGCUCCUUCGACGGCGUGCGGCUGCUCAGCAUCCAGAUGAGCCAGGGCGGCGCGUCGCUGGGCAUGCUGGGCUCCUCCCAGCAUGGAUACCUGUCCAGCACCUCCUCGGCGCGCAUGCAGAGCACCCUGGGGUACUACGGCGCGCAGCCCAACGCCUCGCUCAUGGUGCCCUGA